AUGUCUCUCGCGACGCUGAAAAACAUCGUGGCUACCUAUACUCCCCUUCCGGGUAGACUCUCAGACGUCGACUCGGAAAAGGAACAUCGGUUGCCUCUGCAUCAUGGUGAAGAUGUUGAAUCACCCACCACCGGCCAGAAGAAAGAGCAGAAAGACUCGUCCUGGGCCAUCGAUGGACGGACAGUAUCUGAUGCCAUUAUCGGCCUGUCUGACGGAAUGACUGUGCCCUUUGCUCUUACAGCCGGGUUGUCUGCGCUGGGUGACACCAAAGUCGUCGUUUUUGGCGGGUUAGCGGAGCUUAUCGCCGGUGCCAUCUCCAUGGGUCUGGGAGGAUACCUGGGUGCGAAGAGUGAAGAAGAAUCGUACUAUGCGACGUUGAAAGAGACUAAGCAACAGAUCGUCUCCGAUCCCCCCUCCACCACCGAAACCAUCUCUGACAUCUUCGCUCCCUACGAACUCCCGUCUGAACUCGUCUCCGCACUCACCAAUCACCUCUCCUCGUCUCCUAUGCUCCCAAAUUUCCUCAUGAACUUCCAUCACACCCUCCCUGAACCAUCUGACUCGCGAGCCUUGAUCUGCGCUAUGACAAUCGCAUUCGGCUACUUCAUUGGUGGUUUCGUGCCCUUGCUCCCAUACUUCUUUGUCGGUCCGCUCGAUGCUUUCCUUGCUCUGAAGUGGUCCAUCGCAACGAUGGCGGUUGCAUUGUUCGUCUUCGGGUAUUCAAAGACAUGCUUCGUAAGCGGCUGGAAAGGAUCGCGGAAUUGUCGGCGAGGUCUGGUUGGAGGAUUGCAGAUGGUCCUAGUGGGUGGUGUCGCCGCGGGGUCAGCAAUGGGGUUGGUCAAGGGUUUCUCGAUGUUGGCUGCUUCGUCUGGGGAGGGUCAAUAG
Aspergillus chevalieri is the source of this 885-nucleotide messenger RNA. RefSeq names its product VIT1/CCC1 transporter family protein. Gene Ontology annotation, biological process: intracellular manganese ion homeostasis. The record is from RefSeq and is a predicted model, not a curated record. Lineage: Eukaryota; Fungi; Ascomycota; Eurotiomycetes; Eurotiales; Aspergillaceae. Gene Ontology annotation, cellular component: fungal-type vacuole membrane. The transcript is spliced from 2 exons. The coding region runs from base 1 to 885 and encodes 294 amino acids. Gene Ontology annotation, molecular function: manganese ion transmembrane transporter activity; iron ion transmembrane transporter activity.